Messenger RNA from Helobdella robusta, 1458 nucleotides. RefSeq lists its product as hypothetical. Lineage: Eukaryota; Metazoa; Annelida; Clitellata; Rhynchobdellida; Glossiphoniidae. Gene Ontology annotation, cellular component: synapse; cell surface. Gene Ontology annotation, molecular function: neurexin family protein binding; signaling receptor activity. The coding region runs from base 1 to 1458 and encodes 485 amino acids. The transcript is spliced from 8 exons. The record is from RefSeq and is a predicted model, not a curated record. Gene Ontology annotation, biological process: postsynaptic membrane assembly; presynaptic membrane assembly; synaptic vesicle endocytosis.
AUGCAGAGUGGCAGUGCACUGGCCUCAUGGGGACUGUCCCACUAUCCAAUCUUCUACGCUCACCAGCUCCUCAACAGGUUCAACUGCACUGGAAUUAGUAACAACAAUAACAAUAAUAGUAACAAAAAUAAUGACAGUCCCGAUGUGAGUAAUGAUAAUAAUAUUAAUCCUAAGGCUGUUAAAAUUGUCGCUGACAGCAUUAGUAGCAACUCUGAUAAUAAUGAUGACGUCAGAUCUGACGAGCGAAGCGACAGCCACAUCACCGUCAACAAAAUCGACAAAAAACCGCCACCAGGCAGCACCUUAAAAUCAAACGCUAGACAAGAUAUUUUAAACAGUCCGACCAACCUGCAAUGUUUGAAGACCGUCGGUAUAUCGGACCUCAUGUCCUUUGCUCCGAAACCGCCCAAGUACUUGACGGCAUUCGGACCACAUAUCGACCAGCAUAGCGUUGUGCUGGCUGAGGACCGGACCAUGUUUGAUUCGGUCUCCAGUACAAACUUGCUGAUCGGGGUGAGCAAGAACGAGGGCUGGGCCUUCAUGGACGAGAAGAUCCUACAGGAGGGACUGUCCCCAGACCUAAUGACCAAGAUGUUAAAAAGUCAAAGUAAGCCACAGUAUGGUUACGUUGGUUUCAUUUCGCACUUUCUUGGUUCGAUAGCGAUGCGAACAUACGUGCAGAACGUUCACGAUUACAACCGGCAAGGAAUCUACGACGUAAUAGCCCACCAGUACAACGAGUGGGACGAUGCCCAGCUUCAAAUGCAACACGAUCCGGAGUUCCGCUCCAAACCAUCUCUCGUUCUCAGGAAUCAAAUGGCGGAUUUCUUGGGAGAUGGACAGGUAGUAGCACCAGUCAUCGAAACCGCCCUUCAUCAUGUCAAACACGGAGCUCCCACCUAUUUAUACGUCUUCGAGCCACCGUCCUCAGCUUCCUUAUCAUUUUCAUCUUCAACAUCUUCGUCUUCCUCAAAAUCCAAACAUCAGAAACAUCAACAACAUCACUAUCAACAACAACAGCACGAACAACAACAACAGCAGCAGCGAUUUAGUACUGAUGAUGAUCUCGCUUUCAUAUUCGGAGCCCCAUUGGUCAGCGGAUUGAGUCCAUUUGAUAGCAAGGAUGACCAUUACAAGUUGGAAGAUGGACAACUGGCUCUGCAGAUGAUAAAGAUUUGGGCUCAAUUUGCCAGGACGGGAAACCCGAACAUCUAUAACAGCAGCAGUUCAACGCAGAGAGGCUCACAAAAAUCAUCUUCCCCAUCAUCUUCAUCGUCGUCGUCGUCUUAUGAACUCUGGCCAAAGUUCAACAUUCACACACAGACCUACGUACAAUUUGGAAACAUAGAAAUUAAAGUUAUACAAAGAACAAAUACGCUUAAGCUUGAUCGGGAAAGACGAUUAACCCAUCCAGACGAAAACGGAAAAAACCGACUGCCAGCUAAAACCGGCACGUAA